This is a messenger RNA of Telopea speciosissima, 2866 nucleotides long. RefSeq lists its product as uncharacterized. Bases 383 to 2416 code for a protein of 677 amino acids. The record is from RefSeq and is a predicted model, not a curated record. Gene Ontology annotation, molecular function: chromatin binding. NCBI's taxonomy places the organism in Eukaryota, Viridiplantae, Streptophyta, Magnoliopsida, Proteales, Proteaceae. The transcript is spliced from 7 exons.
UUUUGACUGGGGUUUUGGUUUUAGAACCCUAAAGCUUCUUUCUGAUCUUGAUUGGAAUUGUUUCGUAGUCAGUUCUGUAUUACUAGUGAUUCUUCUAGUUUAAUCUGGUGGUCCUGGAGAAUCAGUUCUGUUUCUUAGGUUUUUCCAACUGGGGCCAGUUUUUAUUUAACGUUCCUCCUCUGAUCCUUGAGCACCCAUAGGGUUUUCAUUCUUUCCGCUAAUUCCUGCCCUCUCUUGGUCAAGUUUCGUGGAAGGUGUGAUCCUCCCUUUGAGGCAGAUUCUAGCUUUUUGGGCUGGAUUUUUGACAUCUGAUCGCUCUUUUGUUGGUGUAUGAGGUUCGGGUUUCUGUGGGAUUAGGAUUUUUUCGCUGCUCUCCGACAAGAUGUCCACAGAUGUUCAUAGUUUCGUGGAAUGGAAAGAGCAGUUUGUUUCGCAGGAGCGCGGUAAUCGUAUAGUUCACUAUUUCUUGAAGAAUGCUGCCGGGGAUUCAGUCCUUGCGGUCGUGGGUACGGAGAGGAGUCUUAGGCACAUGAUCUAUGUUGUUGCGGAGGAGUUCUUACAGUCUCAUGGGUCUGAGAAAUCCAUCAAUGCGGGCUUCAAAUGGAGAUCAAGGAGAGAGGUUGUCGACUGGCUCACGUCGUUGCUCUCGAAGUAUCAAACUCCGCUUGAUUAUUCAAAAUUGCCAACAAAUGAUUCAUCACAAGCUAUUGGAGCUUCUGAUUACCCUAUCACUGGAGUUGAUGCACGGAGAAACCAUCUUCCUGAUCACAUGGGCCGGAUUGCAAGGAAGUUAAAGGGCCGCAGCACAGAUAUUUCGUGGUCAGGUGCUGCCUGGACAUGUGGUAAACAGCUCAAGCAUUAUCCAGCAUUUUACAGGAAUGAAACCACCAUAGCUAUUCAUUCUUUUGUUCUCGUCAUGGCUAGAGAAGAAAAUCACUAUCUCGCAUACUUGGAAGAUAUGUAUGAAGACAAGAAGGGACAGAAGAAGGUAAAAGUGCGAUGGUUUCACCAUAAUGAGGAACUCAAGGACGUGGUUCCUCUGCCAAAUCCACAUCCUAGUGAAGUUUUCUUCACACCUAAUUCCCAGGUCAUCAGUGCAGAGUGUGUUGAUGGUCCUACAACAAUAGUAACUCCUGAGCACUAUGAGAAAUGCUUGGCUGCUCUUCCUGAAGCUUCCUCAGUGAGAAUCCAUCUUUGCUUUAGGCAGUUUAGAAGUAACAGAAUUAAGCCCUUUGAUCUAAGUAAAUUGCGUGGCUAUUUUGACCAAACCAUCCUCUCACGUUUAGAUCCCAUUCCCCUUGCCAAGCAUAAACUAACAUGUAAUAGCUUGACUGGAGUAGUGGAGGAAGAGUUUAGCCAAGGAGGCACUGUGAGGCAGGGAGCUAAGAGAACUAGGAGUUGCAGGGGACGUCAGAGGUUUGUAUCGAAUCGUUCUGUUGUCACAGUUUCAGGUCCAGGGAACCAGAUAGCACCAUAUCAACCAGCACACCAGAACUUGAAAUUUAGGUUGUCAGGUGGGAUGCCAUUGUCUGUUAGGUCUCAUGCUCCCCAAGCCUGUCUUACCACACCUUUUAAAGUUCAUGAAAAGAUAGAGUUGCUUUGUCAAGAUAGUGGAAUUCGAGGCUGCUGGUUUAGGUGUACUGUCUUGCGGGCAUCUCAGAAGCAGCUGAAGGUUCAGUAUGAUGAUUUGCAGGAUGCAGAUGGAUGUGGAAAUCUUGAGGAAUGGAUCCCCGCUUUCAAACUUGCAGCAUCUGAUAAACUAAACAUGCGAUGCUCCGGUCGCCUCAGAAUUCGUCCAUUCCCUCAUGGUUAUCCAACAGACAUUCCUUUUGAGAUAGGAGCUCCAGUGGAUGCAUGGUGGAAUGAUGGCUGGUGGGAGGGGGUGGUAACUGGUGUUAACUGCACAGAUGAUAGCCUUCAGGUUUACUUCCCUGGUGAAGAUGUGUUCUCAACUUUCCAGAAAAGGAAUUUAAGGAGUUCUAGGGAUUGGGUGGGGAACCGAUGGGUUGAUAUUGAGGCAAAGCCCGAUAUACUGUCUAUCAUAUCUGCAGCUGUCAGCCCUGGCACAAAGCUCUCUGCAUGCUCCACUAUGGCAAAGGGGACUGAGUCUGGUGGCUCGGCAAUGUCAGAUCGUGAAGGCCCCUCUGCUUCCAGACUUGAGACAGUUGAAGAGGACAAUCAAGAAAUGGCUGUUUCAGCCGGAUCUGAUGGCAUGCUGGAGAAUGUCAAGUGGGUGAACUCAAGGAAACAGCCAUGGGUUAAAGAUGACGUUAGGAAAGGUGAUGAUGAUGGGCAUGAUGGUGGUGAUGAUGAUGACGAUCAUGUGAGUGAGGACAGGGUGGAUAUGGAAGAAGAAUUUGCCUGUGCUGGUCAGAAAUGUGAAGCGAUUGAACUCAUGGAAGUUGCUGCUGCCUAAGACAGAGAAUGAUGCUUUGUUUCAAAAUGAUGGUGAUGCUUACAGGUCAGGCAAGUCUAUGGAAGUCGGCAUAAUCGGAUAUAAGGGUUUCUGUAAAUAAGAUACAGAGGUGGCAUGCAGUAUUUAUAGGGUUAUUUUUGCUUCAGCUUAGGAGCUUGGCCAAUGUACAGCAAGGUAGUUUAAAAAAAAUUCUGAUAGAUUUUUCUCUCUUAGAAGGCAGAUUAGAAAUGUUAAUUGGGAUUUAGAACUGGUGAGGUAGAGUUCCCUCCUUUCCGAGGGGCAUGUUAUUGCUGGAUUUGUACCAGACACUAGGGAGUGUAGCAGCAAGGCACCAUCAGACUCUAAAUUGUUAUUUUGCCCUUACUAGGGGCAAAUGGUAAUAUAAUGUAUAUCGAAUUAGUUCAAUUCUGUGUUCGGAAUGAAUCAUUUGUGCUGAUGUUUGUUUUGCAA